Miniopterus natalensis is the source of this 887-nucleotide messenger RNA. RefSeq names its product radial spoke head component 9 (gene RSPH9). Gene Ontology annotation, biological process: motile cilium assembly; axoneme assembly; cilium movement involved in cell motility. The record is from RefSeq and is a predicted model, not a curated record. Gene Ontology annotation, cellular component: axoneme. NCBI's taxonomy places the organism in Eukaryota, Metazoa, Chordata, Mammalia, Chiroptera, Miniopteridae.
AUGGACGCGGAUAGCCUCCUGCUGUCCCUAGAGCUGGCGUCUGGCAGCGGGCAGGGCCUCAGCCCCGACCGUCGGGCCUCGCUGCUCACUUCCCUUCUGCUGGUUAAGCGCGACUACCGCUACAGCCGGGUGCUCUUCUGGGGCCGCAUCCUCGGCCUCGUCUCCGAUUACUACAUCGCGCAGGGCCUGAGUGAGGACCACCUCGCCCCGCGCAAGACGCUGUACAGCCUGAACUGCAUGGAGUGGAGCCUCCUGCCUCCAGCCACAGAGGAGAUGAUGGUGCAGACAUCCAUGGUGAAGGGCCGCUUCAUGGGGGACCCCUCACACGAUUAUGAAUACACCGAGCUGCAGAAGGUGAACGAGGGUGACAAGACCUUAGAAGAAGUAGUGGUCCGGGUCAAGGAGGAGACCCGCUUGGUGUCCAUCAUUGACCAGAUCGACAAGGCCGUGGCUAUUAUCCCCCGAGGAGCCCUCUUUAAGACCCCUUUUGGACCCAUCCAUGUCAAUCGGACCUUUGAAGGACUGACCUUGUCUGAAGCCAAGAAGCUCAGUUCCUACUUCCACUUCAGGGAGCCUGUUGACCUGAAGAACAAGACCUUGCUUGAGAAGGCUGAUCUAGACCCCUCCCUGGACUUCAUGGACUCCUUGGAGCAUGACAUCCCCAAAGGGUCCUGGAGCAUCCAGAUGGAGAGAGGCAACGCCCUGGUGGUGCUGCGCAGCCUGCUCUGGCCAGGCCUCACCUUCUACCAUGCUCCCUGCACCAAGAACUGUGGCUAUAUCUACGUGGGCACCGGUGAGAAGAACAUAGACUUGCCCUUCAUGCUGUAGGAGCGGGGCAGCCCAGGGACUUUUUAUGUAGAGCAUCAACAUUAUUUUCAUACAUUUCA